Rubroshorea leprosula is the source of this 2852-nucleotide messenger RNA. The record is from the annotation of a GenBank genome assembly. NCBI's taxonomy places the organism in Eukaryota, Viridiplantae, Streptophyta, Magnoliopsida, Malvales, Dipterocarpaceae.
AAGCCCAAGUUCUGGUUACUUAACCCAAACCGGAUCGGCUAAUUGGGUCUUCUUCCCGGGGAGACCGAAAAUCCAAUGAACGCCCUUUUUCCCGCCACCUGGGUUCCUUGUUCCUUAAAACCCAAGGAGCUGUUGCCCCUAUUGGAGAGAAAACGACCCAAUAGCAUCUUCAACUGUUCUUCCAAUGUUGCAACAAAACACCCACAACUGAAAACAGAAUCUUGUUCUGUUUCAGGGAUUUCAACGGCUGAAGAGACCCUUCUUUUACAUGAGGACUGGCCUCAGCUCCUCAAACUUUCUAUUGAGUCUGAGGACUUCUUGUUGGGUCAGGCAAUUCAUGCCUUUUUAGUCAAGUUUGGUUCGGGAAAUGAUGUGUUUCAGGGCAAUAAUCUUGUUAAUUUUUAUGCAAAGUUUGAGAGAUUGGAUUAUGCGCAUAAUGUGUUUGAUGAAAUGCUCGUUAGAAACACAAUCACUUGGACUACGCUAAUAAAAGGGUAUCUGGAGAAUGAGGAUUUUGAAACUGCGUUUGGGAUUGCUCGUGAUAUGUCUUGUUGUGGAGAGAAGUUUAAUGAGCAUACUUGUUCUGUGCUUUUGCGGGCAUGUAACUCACCUGAUGACCGGAUUUGUGGGGAACAAAUCCAUGGUUUUGUUGUAAAGAGUGGGCUUGAGGAGAAUGUCUUUGUGGGUACUACAUUAAUAUCUAUGUAUUGGAGAAGUGGCUACUUAAACGAAGCAGAGAAAGUUUUUGAUGGCAUUGGCUCCAAGGAUCUUCAGUGCUUAAAUUAUAUGAUUUUGGAAUAUGGGAAUGCUGGAUGUGGAAGGAAAGCUUUUCAGGUAUUUAUUCAUAUGUUAAGUUCUGGUUUGGAGCCAAAUGAAUAUACAUUUACCAAUGUAAUUAAGGCAUGUUGUGAAGAUUUAGAUCUUGAGGAAGGUAGGCAGCUGCAGGGGCUUGCUGUCAAGUAUGGUUUUAUGAGUGUAACCUCUGUCAGAAAUGCUUUAAUUACCAUGUAUGGGAGACAUGGAAUGGUUGAAGAGGCUGAGAUAAUAUUUCAUUUGAUGGGUGAUAGGAAUUUGAUCACUUGGACUGCACUGAUAUCAGGCUAUGUGAGGAGUGGUGAUGGUUAUAAAGCAGCUAAUAAGUUCUUAGAGUUUAUUGACCUGGGAAUUGACUGUGAUUCUAGUUGUUUAGCAACUGUACUUGAUGGCUGCUCAGAAUGCAAGAACUUGGAUUUUGGACUUCAAAUCCAUGGCUGUGUAGUAAAGCUUGGGUAUCUAUGGGAUAUCCAUAUUGGAACAGCAUUAGUAGAUCUAUAUGCGAAAUGUGGGAACUUAAAAUCUGCUAUGAUAGUUUUUAAUAGCCUCUCAAAUAAAACAGUUGCUUUAUUCAAUGCAAUUCUGGUUGGCUUUAUGGAAACAAAUCAAGAUAAUGAAGAAGAUGCCAUGCUUUUAUUUAGUAGGCUGAGAUUGGCUGAUAUGAAGCCAGAUUUAGUAACUUUUUCUCGUCUCAUUAGUUUUUCUGCCAAGCAAGCUUGUUUGGCUAAGGGGAAAAGUCUUCAUGCAUACACCAUUAAAGCUGGAUUUGAAACAGAUAUGACUGUGAGUAAUGCAUUGAUUACAAUGUAUGCUAAAUGUGCCAACUUCGAAGGUGCUUUUCAAAUGUUUAAUUCUAUGAACUGCCAUGAUUCUGUUUCUUGGAAUUCCAUCCUUUCCACAUGUGCUGUUCACGGUCAUGGUGAAAGGGCACUCCUGCUCUUUGAUAUGAUGAAAGGGGAAGGUUUUGCUCCUGAUGAGAUUACUAUACUGGCCAUCCUUCAAGCCUGCAGUUACUCCGGGUUAUGGGAAGAUGGAUUAUGCAUAUUCAGUGAAAUGGUGUCAAAGUAUGGGAUUAAUCCUGUAAUGGUGCACUUUGCUUCAGUUGUUGAUCUUUUGGGUAGGGCUGGUUGUUUGUCUGAAGCCUUGGAUUUUAUUAACAAAUGCCCUUUCUCAGAUUCACCUCUGCUUUGGAGGACUUUGGUCAGCAGCUGUAAGUUACAUGGGGAUCUGGACAUUGGAAAAUUAGCUUCAAAAAAUUUGCUUGACUUGGCACCUGAAGAAGCUGAAUCUUACAUCCUUGUUACAAACAUGUAUGCUGGAUCUGGUUUUCUGGAUGAGGCAGCAAAGGUGAGGACAGCUAUGAAUGAGUUAAAGUUGAGUAAAGAAGUAGGUUGUAGCUGGAUUGAGAUUGAUAAUGAGGUUCAUCAUUUUGUGGCGAGUGACAGGGACCAUGCAGAAAGUAGAGAAAUUUGUGCAACAUUGGAUCUCUUAAGAGAUGAAAUGAAAUGGGAAAAUUCCAAUACAAUUGAUCUUCUUGUUGAAACUUGAAACUGUAUAGGUAGAUGGAGAAACAGAAUUACCAAUGUUUUAAACUUUAAUUUUCUACGGAACAUGCUUCCAGGCAUGUUUAUAUUAAAAUCUCCAUGCUUAAGUGGAGGGUGGCUGUUGCCCAUUGGGAUGUCUCUAUUGGGUUAUAGUGUUACUGGAUUACGAUACUUUAAGAUUUAGAAAGGUGCAGAUAUUCUGGAGCCAUGGGAAAUGACCACAUCUCAGCAGGGUUAAGGCAAAAGGUGGAUUCAGCCAAGUUGUAGAAGACAAGAGGUGGAUUGCCAGUCCUGGAACCUCCUUACCGUAAGUUUUCUUAUAUUUUACCUGAAUAAAAUAAGGAUCCUACUAGACAUUUUAGGUUUGGCCAUUGAGGAAACAUAAUAUUUUCAUAUUGUAAUUUAGACUGUUAGUAAGUACUGAGAUAUGAGAUGAUAGGAGAAAGCAAUCCGUAAGUAGUCUUCUGUUACAAUGGAUAAAGUUUAACAUCUCAC